Molecule: messenger RNA, 1362 nt
Organism: Bathycoccus prasinos
Lineage: Eukaryota; Viridiplantae; Chlorophyta; Mamiellophyceae; Mamiellales; Bathycoccaceae
Exons: 1
Coding region: 1-1362 (453 amino acids)
Source: RefSeq, a predicted model, not a curated record
AUGGCUGUUUUCGGGUUCCGCGCGCGCGAGUUCUUCGCGCACACUUUGCGUCCAUUUUGGAUCCCGUUUGUCCUUCUCUCGCUCGUCCACCUCUUUUGGCACCGAGACGGUUUACAACUGAACCCGAGAUUAAAUCUCACGGACAAACUCGGGAACGUGGCAGAGCCGGUGGCGCAGUGCGAAACUGGGUUGAUCGCCGCGCAAAUGUCCGGGCACAUCACGGAGGAGAGUUUGCAUAAGAUUUUACCGAAAUGUUACGCGUUGGCGGAGAAGUAUCCGAAAAAUCCAGCGAAAAGCGUGUACGACGCGAUACGCAUGGCGCACAAGAUGGACGCGGGGAAUUCACCUUUGUUCGGUAAGAUCGCCCCUCCUAUGCCACCGACCAGUCCUCCAAGUCCAACCUGCGACCAGAGCAUGAAACACGCGCAGUUGGAGUAUUCCAGGAAUAAGCACUGCGACUUUUUACCGUCGUUUGCGAAAGACUCCGGGGUGGUCUCGAAAGCGAAUAAGAAAGGGAGAAUCACGUUCGGCGCGAAGAAAGUGCCGGCAGAUUUAGCGGUGCAAGCGUUCGCGAAGAGCAACACGAUCGAGGGAGAGUGCAGGAUUAUCAGUUUGGUCGGGACGACGCCGGAAGGGAGAGCGUUUGCGGGUAGGGUGCACAGCGAGAUGUUGGCGAGUAAUAGGAAGGAGAAUUGCGACGUGAGGUUGUACGAGACGGAUAAACAGAUGUUGAUCGAUAAUCGACAGGCGAAGAAGGCGUACAAUCACAUGGGCGUUUUGAUUGGGAAGAAGAAGAAGAAAGAGACGAUAGAUGUUGGGAAGAAGCAAACGCACGCGUACGGGGCGAAGGUUACGGAGUUUAUCGAUUUGGAGACGAAAACGCCGGACGGGGAGUGGUGCUCCAGCGAAGUCGGUUUGAAGUUGGGCUUUUGCAUCAAUCACGCGAUUAGUUUAGUGCACGUGGAUAAGGCGGCGGCGGAUAUUAUGUUGGAAGGAGGGAAGACGAUGUUGAAGACGAAUAAGAUUGCGAGUUUGGUGUUUGAUGGUACGUUUCAAAUCGCGAAAAGGUUUGAAGAUUUGGGCUUUUACGUGUAUUUGGUCGGCGAUAGAGACCAGAGAGGAAAAGAGGCGGUGUUUUUGAGAAUCGACGGGGAAUGGUCCGCCAACGGAGCGUUUGCAAAGUACGUCAGAGGAAAUGAGUUUACGUUCAUGGCGCUGUUACCCAGUCAUGGGUUCCACGAGUACAUGGUGGAGAAUAACUUGAUGGUAUGCGACGCGUCUUGCGAGUGUAAAGUCGAAGCCGAGUGUUCCUGCAAAAGCGACGGAGGUCAACCGGAUUGCCAAGCGGUCUCGAGCGGAUGA